UCGGCUAGGACUAUUGGUACGAAAAACAAUGUUAAAGUCAAUUCUAUUUAGUGCGCUUUUCGCUGUAGUGUCUUCAGAAAAACUCAGAUAUGAUAAUUUUUGUCUGUAUAAAGUACUUCCCGAUAGUGACGAACAUGUGAAAUAUUUAAAUAGUUUGUAUGAAGAAUCAGAUGGUUUGGAGUUUUGGAUAGCACCACGUGAUGCUGGGGAUUAUGUCAGUGUUGUAGCGACGCCAGAAAGGAGAGAUGAGUUUGAACGUUCCCUUCAAAAACGUAGUAUAAAUUAUAAAGUCAUGCUUCAAAAUAUACAAGAAGCACUAGAUAAUCAAGUUGUGGGUAGAAGAAAGCGAGAUGUGAGCAAUGAAAUGUUUUGGACUAACUAUCAAACUAUGGAAGACAUAUAUAACUGGCUCCAGUACUUAGCUACAAAUCAUAGUAACCUUGUGUCUCUUAUACACGCGGGAACAUCUUACGAAGGUAGGAAUAUCACUGGUGUCAAAAUUUCACGAGGCUCUGGAGACAAGAAGUUUUUCAUUGAAGGAGGUCAGGUUGCAGCUGAUUGGCUUUCACCCACGGUUAUAACUUAUUUAAUAGACCAGCUGGUUAAAGGUGAAGACUCUGAAGCCAGAGCAGUAACAGAAGAAUUUGAAUGGCAUAUAUUUCCAAUUACAAAUCCAGAUGGACACGAAUACAGUCAAGAUGCUAUUCGUCUUUGGAUGAAGAACCGCCGACCAACUGGAUCUUCAGUUGGUGUUGAUCUUACAAGGAACUGGAAUUCUCAAUGGGGAGUUAGUGGGGCGAGUUUCAAUCCGGCAAAUAGUAAUUUUGUUGGUUUGGGUCCGUUUUCUGAACCCGAAACUCGAGCAGUCUCCAACUACGUAGAGAGUAUUGGUCAAACUCUCUCUGGUCUAUUGUCGUUAAGGAGUUUUGGACAAAGACUAAUCAUUCCAUUUGCGCAUACUGAACAACCAAUGUAUAAUUAUAACGAGAUGAUCACAGUGGGAAGACGAGCAAUGGGUUCUUUAGCGGUCAAAUACAAUACACAGUACACUGUAGGAAACUCAAGACAAGUUUUCGAUGGCGCUACAGGAGCUAUAGCAGAUUGGGCAAAGUAUCGAUUCAAUCCACCAGUAGUGGCGACAUACGCGUUAAGAGACGAAGGUUCGUGGGGAUACACACUUCCUGUAGACCAAGUCAAGCCGACUUGUGAAGAAACUUACGACUCCAUAUUGGCUAUUGUUAGAGAAGCGAAAUUUAUAAAGAUUCUGUAAAAAUUGUAAAUAAAUAAUAUAAUUUAAUUAAAAA
This is a messenger RNA of Leptidea sinapis, 1304 nucleotides long. Its product is annotated as zinc carboxypeptidase-like. The record is from RefSeq and is a predicted model, not a curated record. NCBI's taxonomy places the organism in Eukaryota, Metazoa, Arthropoda, Insecta, Lepidoptera, Pieridae. The transcript has 7 exons. Gene Ontology annotation, biological process: proteolysis. Gene Ontology annotation, molecular function: metallocarboxypeptidase activity; zinc ion binding. Bases 29 to 1270 code for a protein of 413 amino acids.